AUGGCGUCCGUGAAGCGCUGGGGCGAGCCCGACCUGCCGCUGACGCAGCUCGGCAACGUGCCGUCGGUCUUCGGCCUGCUGGAGCGGUCGGCGAUCGUCCUCAACACGGACGGCACGGUGGAGCCGAGCCGGGGCUACGUGACCUUCUCGCGCUGGGACUUCCGGCGGAACCGCGCGCGCGAGACGAUCUUCGCGCCGCCGCCGCGCGGCGUGCUCGAGGUCGUCACGAAGAAGCGAUUGCGCGCGCGGCACCGCGACUACGGCUCCGGCGUGAAACAAAACACCAUAAUCGACGACGACUCCGACGACGACGACGGCGGCGAUCGCGACGACGCCGCCGAGGCCGCGCGCGUCGCCGCGGCCGCGGUCGCGCGGCAGAGAGUGGAAAUCGCGCUCGCGCGCGCGCGCGCGCUCGCGCGCGGCGGCGACUACCGCGGCGCGCUGGCCUCGGCGGGCGACGCCGUGGACGGCGCCUUCCGCGGCGCCGCGGCGCUUGAGUGCUUCGGGGGCCGCGCACAGCACAAAGCCCGGGCCUACGAGAGCCUCGCGCGACGCGCCCACGCGGCCGAGAAGCUCCUCAAGCCGCCGGCGGCGCCCGGCGCGCCGCCGCCGCCGCCGCCGGACGACGCGGCGGAGCUCCUGGAUCUCGUCGCCGGCGACCUGGCGCUCAACGCGCUGCUCUACCCGAAGGACGCGAAGGCGACCGCGAAGGCGGCCGCGGCGCGCGACCGCGCGGCCGCGGCGCGCCGGGCCCGGACGGCGGACGACGUCGACGCGGCCGCCGCGCUCGACGCGCGGGACGUGCACGGCAGCUGGCGCGUCGCCAAGGCCCUCGCGAAGCGCGCGGCGCUCGCGAACCUCGCGACGCUCGAGCUCGCGGGCGCGGCGUUCGGACCGACGCUCGCGGCCGCGUUCGCCGAGGGCCUCCGCGGCGCGGCGGCCCUCCUCGUGGUGGACCUGCGCGACACGCGGUGCCGCGACGCGGGGCUCAUCGCGCUCGCGCCGGCCCUGCGGGCGCUCCCGGCGCUCGAGAGCCUCGACGUCGGCGACAACGGCCUCACGGACGCGAGCGCCGCGCCUCUCUCCGGCGCCUGGCCGGGCCUCAUGGCCCUCAAGCUCGCGGGCAACGCCUUCGCCGACGCGGCGCCCGAGCCGGCGUCGCCCUACCUCGAGAUCUUGGACCUCUCGCGCAACGCGCUCGGCGCGGCGCGGUCGCCGGGCGUCAACGCCGUCGCCGCGUGGCUCGCGUCCCCGGGCGCCGCGCCGCUCCGCGCGCUCGACCUCGGGAGCAACGCCCUCACCAUGCGCCACGUCGAGCGCCUCCUCAACGCGGCCCUCAAGGCGCCCGAGCUCCGCACGCUCGACCUCCGCGGCUGCCGGUCGACGCCCGCGCUCGCGACGUCCGUCGCGCGCCGGACGCGCUUCACGCGCCUCGACGUGCUCCUCGGCGACGCGCCCAAGUCGAAGCGGGCGAGCCCCGAGACCCGCGAGAGCCGGGCGUCCGCGGCGCGGAGCAGCCUCGCGGAGGAGGAGGACGACGACGCCGGGAGCGACUUUAGCUGGGGCGACGGCGACGACGACGGCGGCGAGCGCGCGCCGUCGCCGCGGGUCGCGCGGAGCGCGAGCGACCCGGGCCUCGCCGUGCGCCGGCGGAGCUGGCUCAGCGACCCGGAGAACGCGCGGCCGGCGCCCGGCGGCGACCGGCGGCCGUCGCUCCCGCCCGGCGCGGCGCCCAUCUUCGUGAACACGGCCUUCGUCUAG
Messenger RNA from Aureococcus anophagefferens, 1761 nucleotides. RefSeq lists its product as hypothetical. Gene Ontology annotation, molecular function: protein binding. NCBI's taxonomy places the organism in Eukaryota, Pelagophyceae, Pelagomonadales, Pelagomonadaceae. The transcript is spliced from 2 exons. The record is from RefSeq and is a predicted model, not a curated record. Bases 1 to 1761 code for a protein of 586 amino acids.